Siniperca chuatsi (mandarin fish) is the source of this 5217-nucleotide messenger RNA. RefSeq names its product adrenoceptor beta 1 (gene adrb1). The record is from RefSeq and is a predicted model, not a curated record. Gene Ontology annotation, biological process: positive regulation of heart rate by epinephrine-norepinephrine; norepinephrine-epinephrine-mediated vasodilation involved in regulation of systemic arterial blood pressure; adenylate cyclase-activating adrenergic receptor signaling pathway. The coding region runs from base 3121 to 4293 and encodes 390 amino acids. Gene Ontology annotation, molecular function: beta1-adrenergic receptor activity. Lineage: Eukaryota; Metazoa; Chordata; Actinopteri; Centrarchiformes; Sinipercidae. The transcript has a single exon. Gene Ontology annotation, cellular component: membrane.
GCAGAUCGUUUAGGUUUUAUUUGUCUAGAUUUUUAGAUUUCUGCCAACACUGUAGUACACUGAAGGUGAAUGGAAAUUAAUUAGAUGCUCUUAGCACUGAAAAUGACAUUUAAAAAAAUUCAACAGCAACACAUCUGUUCCUGUUACUGAUAAUUCCACAGACCUCACUGCGAACAGUUUUCAUUGGAACAACUUUCUACAGAAGAAAUCCCUGUGAAAGCAUGGCUAGACAUAAGCGGGACAGAAGCCAGGAUUUUAGAAAUACUGAGGUCACAAGACCAAAUCCUCCUAAAGGAACCCCCUGAGCACAGAAUGUGUUUGUUUUUGUUUUUUUAAAAUAUGUAAAUUAAAUUUCCAAAUCUAUCAGGAAUAAAUUGUGGUACAGAAAAGCUGAAUAUUUUUUUGUUUUUGUUUUUGGGCAUUCCCACUUUAUUUGAUAGUGACAGUAAAGAGAGACAGGAAAGAGAGGGGAUGACAUGCAGCAAAGGGCCCGGGCCGGACUCGAACCCAGGCCGCUGCAGUAAGGACUCAGCCUUAAUACAUGGUGCACGUUCUACUAGGUGAGGUGUCACGGCGCCCCUGAUGUGCGGAUGAAAUGAAGUGUUGAUAAAUUAAAUCAUGUAAAAGAAAGUGUCGCAUUUCUGCACACUUAAGAAGUUUUUUGUUGGCCAAAAAGUGGUCAAAUUUAAAUGUAUAUUGAGCCUCCAAAUCCUCAGCCUUUUACAAUCAGCCUAUACCUAUAACUAACAGUUCUUUAAAUUAUACAGUGUAUUUCCUGCCAAGUUGCUAAACCCCAAAUUCCCAGAAAAACCAUGACAAACAACAUGACUUCACUGUUGUCCAUAUUAGCUACAACCCUGGACAUGAGUUAGAAACAUUUUGUUUUGUUUGUUUGUUUUGGUAAUUUAAGUGAACCAACUCUGUACCAUACUUUCUAAAAAGCCAUCCUUUAUAAAGUGUUUAUAAGUUGUAAAUAAUGACUUUAUUAAUGGUUAAUGAAUCCUUUACUCAUGCUUUAUAGAUAGUUUGUAAGCCAUUAAUAAGAACGAAUAAAAAAAUCCCUUUUGCUGAUGUUUCUCCUUUCUAUAGAUAAAUAAGACAGGUAUAAAUGUUGCUAAGUUGUUUGUAAAUAGAUUUUGGUCCAGAUCCUCUGCAGCCCUUUUUGAUGGUGUAAGUGGUCGUACGGUCUAAUCAAUCAAAGGUAGUUUUCACAACCUGGCAACCCAAAAGUUGGUCUUAUUAAUGGCUUAUAAUUGAUAAAUAAAGCUUUACUAAAUGAUUUAUUAACCCUUAAUAAAGGGCACUUUAUUAGAACAUGGUAUCCAACUCUAUAACACAGAUUUCUACUUUUCAUAAGGGAAAAUGAUGAACUAAAGCACAGAAAAGUGCGGUUUUGUUUAAAUCAAUGCAUAGGUAGGAACAUCAGGGGAAACAACCACUGAGGUGCCACUGAGCAAGGCACUUAACCCGCAAGUGCUGAAAUGGAGCUGGAUAUUGGCAGACUGUUAGGUUGCUCCCAAGCCCAUGCUGUUGCUGAGACAGGACGAAGUUGACCUUCCUGGACAAGUAUUUGAAGAUCUGCAUUUCUCAGAAACCCCUAGAAGGUUGGCAAAGAGGCAAGAGGCAUUCAUCCUCCUCAUAUCUUAGUAUGAAACGCCUGCUGCCCCUCCCAACAUGUAGGUGGCUGUGAGUGCCUGAGGUAUAGAUCCAUGUAGUUUUGUGAUGUUGGGUCAGGCCUCUGGCGCUGGGUCAUCAGGUUCACGAACAGGCAUGCUAAUUAGCACACAGAAAAACAAGUCAUCUUUGUAUUUUGUGUGUCAUAAGGCAGGUGCAAAAUGCUUUCAAUAAACUGAUCAUCACGAUGUCUGUCCUUGUGUUUGGUUUUGACAGUCUUGCCUUUCAGUUGUCAGGAGACUCUCUGACACAUCGCAGUGAAUGUACACAUAUAGGCAGCUGUCAAUUCAGCAGAAUUUCCCAUAUUACGUGAACAUUAAUGUUUAAAUAAAUGUAAUCAUUUAAAUGUCGUGUUGUUUCCUGAGGAGCUCAGUUUGACGGCAUAAGCACUGUGUCAUCUUUUCAAUCACUGCUCUAGACUUUCAUUUACAGUCGUGCUUUAAUGUAACAACAUUUCUGUCUCCGCUGUUGUUUCUUUGUCUUUCAGGUCUUCUUUUCUUGUGUAACCUUGUUUUUGUUGCUGUGUAUAAGGUCUUUGUCUGUCAGCCAGUUCACACCUGAUGCUCCUCAGCCUCAGUGACUGCUUUGUUCAGUUUGUUGACAUCACGAUGUUGGGUGGUUCAAAGCACAGAAACCUUAAAUUCCUAUCUUAUGCUGCAGAUAAUAAAUCAUCUUAAUUUAUGUUUUACAUGGAUUUUAACAUGGAACUGACCUGGAUACUUUGUUUAGUAAUGUAUAUAAGGAAUAGUUUGGCUGUUGGUCAAACCCUCUUAAAUUGUGACUUAAGAUAAGAGGUUUCAUGUAAUACAGCUGCUGUGAAGCAAAGAGCCAUCUGUGGUUGGCCUGACCUCAUGGCUGUGGAAUGUAUUCUUUGUGAUAAAAAUAUAAAAUGGACAAGUGGAAAAACAAAUCUUGUUUGUGAUGGCAAGUAAUAAAAACAGGGAAAUCCCUGUAGUUCAUAAUGCCAUGGUGGAUUUUGGAUUUCCAUAUUUGGCUUCUCAUGUUCCCAAAGAUAACAAUCACAGACAGUUUCAGGUAGGGGGCUGGAUGUGGUUAAAGAGCUGCUUGCCAAAAAUGUUGUCUUCCUUACUGAAAGUGUUGUCCAUGUGCGCUAACUUAUAAAGACACUGUACAUGAAACUGAGACUGAAUGUAUAAUUUUUGUUCAGGUUCAGGUGUUGUUUGCUUCCUCAUCCUCAUUGUUGGGACAAUUUGUCCGCUGAGCAGCGUUGAUUGGUCCUGAGAAGCAGUGAUGUCACCGCCUGCUUUGAGGUCCCGGCCGGUGCAGCAGCUCGAUCAGACUCAAGGCGAGAGAGGAGCUCCAGGUGGAGUUGGCGCGCGACGGGAGUAGAGCUGUGGCUCGUGCGACCGCGACAGACUGGGAGGGCUGCCUUUGCACUGCCUUGAUGAACUCGACCUGGUCCCGCACACAGCGCAGCAGCCCGUCAUGGGGGACGGUGGCGCGUCCAUGCCGGUGAACUUCCAGAAUGGCUCGGGAAGCACCGAUCCAGCCGCGUCCGAGCAGUGGAUGGCGGGGAUGAGCGUGGUGAUGGGUUUGAUCGUCCUGUGUAUUGUGUUCGGGAACAUCCUGGUCAUCGUGGCCAUAGCCAAGACGCAGAGGCUGCAGACGCUCACCAACGUGUUCAUCGUGUCGCUGGCGAGCGCGGACCUCAUCAUGGGGCUGCUGGUGGUGCCGUUUGGCGCCGCGCUCGAGGUGCGUGGCUCAUGGCUGUACGGCUCCUUUUUCUGCGAGUUCUGGAUCUCCGUGGAUGUCCUGUGCGUCACCGCCAGCAUCGAGACCCUGUGCGUUAUCGCCAUAGACAGGUACGUGGCCAUCACCUCGCCUUUCCGCUACCAAAGCUUGUUAACCAAAGCUCGUGCCAAAGCGGUGGUGUGCAUAGUCUGGGCUAUCUCUGCGCUGGUCUCCUUCCUGCCCAUCCUAAUGCACUGGUCCCGGGACAGUGUGGACACAGCCUGCUACGAGGACCCUGAAUGUUGCGACUUUGUCACCAACAGAGCAUAUGCCAUCUCCUCAUCCAUCAUAUCUUUCUACAUUCCUCUACUGGUAAUGAUAUUUGUUUACGCCCGCGUGUAUAGAGAGGCGAAAAAGCAGCUGAGGAAGAUCGACAAGUGCGAGGGCAGGUUUCACAACACCUUAACCGGACUGACCUCCAAGUGCAAGAAGAGGCCGUCUAAAAUCCUGGCGCUCAGGGAGCAAAAGGCGCUGAAAACGCUGGGCAUCAUCAUGGGGACGUUCACCCUGUGCUGGUUGCCCUUCUUUAUAGUCAACGUCGUGCGGGUGUUUUGCGCAGAGGCGGUGGACAAGGACCUUUUCGUGUUCCUAAACUGGCUGGGUUACGCGAACUCUGCGUUUAACCCCAUCAUUUACUGCCGGAGCCCGGACUUCAGGAAGGCUUUCAAGAGGCUGCUGUGCUGCCCGAGGCAAGCCGACCGCAGGCUGCACAUCAGCUCCUGUGACCUGUCCCGGUGCUCCGGUGGAUUCGUCUCCGCUCUGGAGCCCGGCACAUUGGGGAUGUGGUCGGAUUGCGCCGGCUUGGACAACAGUGACAGCAGCCUGGUGGGGACCGCAAAACUGUCUCACUCUGAAUCACAACUGUGAAGGAAAACAUGAAACUUUUGCUGAGGUGGAUUACAACAACCUGGUGACAAAAACGGGCGUUGACUCCUUGAGCAUGGGUUUGUUUUUGGGAAAGGUAUGCGCAGGAGCCGUACCUUCCCUAGUCUAAGUGGGUCCAUUUUAUAUCCGCAUCAGAAAAGUCAAACAUCAGGCGAAAUCACCAGAAAUGUAUUUGAAAGCCAUAUCGAGGCAUCAGGACCAAUGUUCUUUCCAAGAUGCGCAAAUCUCGCAGAGAUGAUCCAAUUUGCCUAAUAAUAUCGACCCUAAAUUUGUAGGCCUAGUUAGGUGGAUCUCAUAAAUUAUAGUUGGUGCAUGCACUUAAACAGGAUUCAGUGAAUUGACACCCUUGUCAAAGAGCGCACGAACGCUCCUGUGGUUUUUAUUCAUUAUUCAUUCAUUAUUUUUAUUGGAUCAGCAGUACAGUGCUAUAUUGAGGAGGAUCAUCUAUUAAGGGGAAGUGGGUAUCCUAUAAGUUAACCCCAGGUUCGUGAUGGGUCACAAUCCUAUUCUUAAAAUAACCGCUCAGGCGCACUAUAUUAAACUAGUUGUUAUUUAAAAGCACUGGACAUGAGCGAGGCAUUUGUCAGAGUGACUGUACUGUAGUCAUGUAGUGCUCCACUCACCAUGUGUUUUACCUCACAGCCAAGUGCAAUUUGUACGACAGGUAUUUGUUUAUAUUAAACAUUUAUGUAAAAUAGACGUGUAUUUAUUCCGGCUGUCUUUUACAACUAAGAAAGUAAACGUGGGGCUGAUUCCCACGCCCGUUGUACAUAUUGUAGUAUGUGAUGUUUAGUACUGAAGUGAGGAAUUUGAGCCUAACUCUUUGUCUUUCUCCUUUAAGCUUUACAUGCUGUUGUGAGGUGGUGUGUUGACUCCUGUGAAAUAAAAAGGAACUUUCAUUGUUAA